Molecule: messenger RNA, 1166 nt
Organism: Myripristis murdjan (pinecone soldierfish)
Lineage: Eukaryota; Metazoa; Chordata; Actinopteri; Holocentriformes; Holocentridae
Gene: erg28
Product: ergosterol biosynthesis 28 homolog
Exons: 5
Coding region: 156-587 (143 amino acids)
Cellular component (GO): membrane; endoplasmic reticulum
Molecular function (GO): protein-macromolecule adaptor activity
Source: RefSeq, a predicted model, not a curated record
GAAAUGGCCAAGAUUGGCAGAUCCAGCAGCGUGAACGCAACACCGCACUUGGCAUGGGUCCCACCUUAUUGUCUUUGGUACUGUCUUCGCUUUGCCACAGGAACAUGUGUGCUCUGUAGUUUGAUACAAGCUGCUUCAUCAGGUGCUGAGUGAGGAUGAGUCGCUUCCUAAACGUCCUGCGGAGCUGGUUGGUCAUGGUGUCUGUCAUUGCGAUGGGAAACACUGUGCAGAGUUUCAGAGAUCACAGCUUCCUGUCAGAGAAACUCUACACAGGGACGCCAGAGUUUGUAAAUGGUCUCCAAGCUCGAACAUUUGGAAUCUGGACAUUGCUGUCAUCGAUUAUACGCUGUGCCUGUGCCAUUGACAUCCAGAACAGAACGCUAUAUCACAUCACCUUGUGGACAUUCGUGCUGGCCUUGGGACACUUCCUGUCUGAAGCCUUUAUCUACAAAACUGCACCUCUAACUAUUGGUGUUAUGGCACCUCUUAUUGUGGCAAGCUUUUCUAUCAUCGGCAUGCUCAUCGGGCUCCAGUGUUUUCCGGAGCCACAGGAGGAAGUCGGAGCACGACAGAAGAAGCGGAACUGAACCCCAGUGGUGCCCAACUCCUCUCAUCCGUCUAACCCGCCACCAGACACUUGUGGACCUGUCCUCGUUUGCUGUGUCCCGCCUUGAAGAACAGGAGAUCCAGGUGUAACUCGAUGCCAUACUGUGAAUGCCACUCUCUAUAGAUGAUACACACUAGACUGGAAUAUAUCUUAAUUUAUAUAGUUUUUUAAAUGCUAUUUUACAGCUGACAGUGCAUUUGGAAAAAUUGAGUAUGGCAGGGUAAUUGUCACUUUCUAAUCUUGUGCGGUCACAUUACAGUACACUGAUUGCUGUGCACUGGAUUAUAUCUCAGUCCCAAGUAUUUAAUACACAGGAUGUCAACUUUGUUAACUUUUAUAGUGUCUGGUCAGUGGUCCCAGAAAACCUUGUAAUUGGUUUCAUUUAAAAAAAAAAAAAAAAAAAAAAAAAAAGCUUUAGCUCAUGUUCAAUUUAUUAUGUGGAAACAAAAUGAAGUCUAAGAUGAGAUGUGGGGUAAAGCGUUUCUGACAUGAUAAUGGGGAAUGAAACCUCUCUUGUAUGUUUAAGCCAAUAAAAUGGAUUUUUAUUGUGAGCCCUUUU